CCAUCCACAUGACGCACAAACCUAUCCUAUCCUAAACAUGCCUUAUAUGUAUGGUUUUAUCAUGCACAAUAGCUAUCUUAACCCAUCACCGUUCUUGUGCGGUUUCUACGCUCAGUUAAUCAAAACAUGUCAUAUCCAUUUAAAAUGGAAAAAUUAAAAAACAGAACAAAUUUUCAUAAACCAACAAACAGAAGCUGUAGUCAAGCAAUGCAAGCCCCAAUAUAUAGGGAACCUAAGAUUCUUGGCCAUGAGCUGUAGCUGCUACAUCUUUCUGCCUAAAAAGAAACAGAAGCAGCAUUCAUCUUAUGGCUAUUAAGCUUGUUCAACCAGCUCCUCAUGUGAUUCGUCCCGUACCCAGAAUCUCAAAGAUUAUAACAAGUCACAAAUCAUUCCUACCCAUUCAUCCAUGGAUCAAGAACCCAAGAUUUGAUGAUGGGUUCAUGCCCAUUCAUAUCACCAAAGUUGCAGAACAAAGCUCUGGGUUAGUUGGGGACAACAAGGAGAUUGAACAAACUGAAAAAUAUAGCAGCACUGUUUCACAGAUCAAAGAACACCUUUACCAGGCAGUACAAGGAAUUAACAGAGGGAUUUUUGGAGUUCCUUCUGCAAAGAAAUCUGAAAUUCGUGGUUUAGUGGAGAUAUUAGAGUCUCACAAUCCAACCCCAGACCCUACUCUAAAUCUAGAUAAGGUGGAUGGUUGCUGGAAACUUCUGUACAGUACAAUUACCAUCUUGGGUUCAAAGAGAACAAAGCUAGGACUCAGAGAUUUUAUCAGUUUGGGGGACUUCUUUCAGAAUAUUGAUGUUUCCAAGGCCAAAGCGAUUAAUGUGAUCAAGUUCAACGUUAGAGGAUUGAGUUUUUUGAAUGGACAGCUGACAAUUGAAGCUUCUUUCAAGCCCUAUUCUAAAUCAAGAGUUGAUAUACGUUAUGACAAUUCAACCAUCACUCCUAAUCAGUUGAUGAAAAUGUUUCAGAAGAACUAUGAUCUUCUCCUAGAUAUCUUCAACCCGGAGGGUUGGCUCGAGAUCACAUAUGUUGAUGAUAACUUCAGGAUAGGAAGGGAUGACAAAGGCAACAUCUUCAUAUUAGAGAGAUCACAAAGAAAUUAAUGAACACUAAGGACAAGUUUGUUCUAUUAGGUUGAGAGAAACUCAAGUGUAGGACUAUUUCAUUGAUAUACAUUCCUAUAAAAUGCUCUAUCUUUUGUUAUUAUUA
Molecule: messenger RNA, 1215 nt
Organism: Manihot esculenta (cassava)
Lineage: Eukaryota; Viridiplantae; Streptophyta; Magnoliopsida; Malpighiales; Euphorbiaceae
Product: fibrillin protein 5 homolog
Exons: 7
Coding region: 306-1109 (267 amino acids)
Source: RefSeq, a predicted model, not a curated record